CGAAAAAUCCAAGAUGGUGAUAUGUAGUAAAAGUUUGUUUUGCUAAGUGUGAAUAUAUCGAAUUUAUUUGCCGCCUCAUUUCAUUAAAUGCAUCCAUAUUUUAUCAGCAUUCCACUAUAUAUUGCAAUUGUAAAGCGAUUAACGUAAAUGCUGAAAAGCGACAGAUAAAUAACAAAGUGAAACAAAGGCAGUAAUAAAACUGAUUUUAACAAAAAAAGAGUUUUAUUUUUAAAACGUGUGUCUGUGAAUUCGGUUUUUGUAUUUCAAGUGCGAAGAUGUCUGAUGAAGGAACGACAACAGAUAAUGAUAAUGUUACGGAAAAAGAAGUAGCAAAUGAAAGUGAAAGUGUUGCACAGAAUGAAAAUGACAUAGAAAACCAAAAUGUCAUAGAGAACGAAAAUGAUAUAGCAACGACUGAGAACGAAGAUGAUACGUCCACAACGACGGAAAAUGGAAAUGUCACAAAAUCAGCGGAUGGAAAUGGUGACGAUGUUGAAAAUGAGCAAUCCCAAGAAUCGGAGAGCACAGAGAUAAAGGAAUCGGUUGAAAAUAAUGAACAACCACCCGAUUUAUUCGAUUCGUUAAAAGAUACAGUCGAUGGAACGGGUGAUACUGUUGCCACUGCUGAAGAGCCCAUGGAAGUGGACGAAGUUAGCAAUGAGUCAGAAAAUGAAACACAAGAAAAACAAACAGAAACAACAACGAUAAAUAGUAAUGCACCGGAUGAAGCCACACAAAACGAUGAAAGCAGUGAAAGUAAUGAGCACAGUGCGCACGAUGAAAAUGAUGCAAACAGUGCUAACGAACAAAAUCAGAAACCAGAUGAACCCACUGAAAUGGAAGUCGACUGUGAAACACCGCAAGGUGAAGACGUUCCAGAUUUCACCAAAAAACAAGACGACUCAGUCAUGGAACACAAUUUGGAGGAAUUCAAUUGCAGUAGUUUAAGUGAUACAGUGCAAAAAGAUCAAACCAUAUCAGAUGAUCCGUUCGAUUCAUUGCUGAAAGGUAACGAUACAAAUGCCAAUGAAUCAACACAAAAUGAUACAAAUAUGAGUACAACAAGCAGUAUGAAUGAUGGAUCAAAUGAUCAAAAUGAUGAACAGCAUGAUGGAUCGGAUGAUCAGAAUGAUGUCGACGAUAAUGUCGAUGAUGCUGAUGAUCAUAAUGAUGCCGAUGAACCAGCUGGAAGUGACCGUGAAGAUGAUGAUCGUGACACCAGUUCACAUCAUGAUGGUUCGACCAUCGAAGCUGUCGAUGAUAUCGAGGAAGGAAAAGGAGCCGAUGAAGAGCUCUGUUUGUUACCAGAUGAAGAACGCGAGAUCUCCGAUGCAGACAAAGAACGAGCAUUACAAAAUCAACAGCAAGAAGAUGAUCAUGAUGAUCAAGAAAAUGAAGCUGGCGAAGGCACUUUGGAAGGAAUCGAAGAAAAUGGUGAAAAAGAGCCAACCGAAGGUCAAACCGAAGGUCAAACCGAAGAUCAAGAAAGUGAAACUGCUCAAGAAAGUAGUGAACAAACUCAAACUGAUAUGUCAACCAUUCCAUUUACACCAAGUGUGGAUGAAAUUAAAGAAAUCGAUGCUGAUUUAUGUCAAGAAAAUAUGUGUAUGGAAUGUGGUCAAACAAUUAAAUGCAAAUAUGCAUUAUUAAAAGAAAUAACACCGGCCGAAGGCGAUACUGAAACUUUGGUGAGGUCGGAAAUUCAAUAUCUAUGCGAUACGGGUUGUGUUACAAAAUUCAAUGGUGCCAAUGCAAAGUACAAAGUGGUGGUUAAAAAGGUACCAGUUCACUAUGCAAUGGACAUUGAACAAAAUUGUGAAUCAUGCGAACAAACAAAAACGUGCCGAUAUCGUUACAAAGAAACCACCGAUGCCGAUACAUUCAAUUACAUUUGUGAUGAUGAUUGUUUGAAUAAUUUCACGACAGCCAAUCCCGAUAAGUUUACCAUAGCCAAGAAACGAUUUAUCAUCGAAGAAGCAAGCGGUGACGAUUUGGAAGCGGAAAAUAAAUGCUUACAAUGUUUUGAAGAGACAAAAUGCAAGUAUACAUUCAAAGAGGAUGAAAAAUCGUUUUACUUGUGCAACGAACCUUGUUUGAAUUUAUUGAUGGCAGAACAACCAGAUCGUUUCCGAUUCAAGCGUCAAUCGAUUCGAGCGAAAGAUUUCUCAAGAAAACCAGUCAACGAAACGAUUGAAGCCCCACCGAAACGUUCAACCGCGACCAGUGAAAAGUCAAAGAAAAUGGUUGCACGUACUGAGGAUGAACAACGUUUGGCCACUAUUGAUCGUGAAGCGAGUUUUGCUCGUCGUUGUGCACAAUGCUACAGUGACAUAAUGAUGCUUGAAAGUAAUCUUCAAUGGGAAGCGUUGGACUUUUGCAAUGAAGCCUGUUUGGGUCAAUAUCAACAAGCAAUUGGUGCUGCAUGUCAAUCAUGUCAAAAUGCCGUUUCGGUUGCCAGCAUGGGAAAAUAUUGCGUUCGAUUUGGUUUUGAGCUACGCCAAUUUUGCCGGUCGGCAUGUUUGGAUGCCUUCAAAAAAGGACUGAAAGUGUGCUCAUACUGUCAAUUGGAUAUCACGAAAAACGAUGAGUACCUAGCACCAAUCAAUGGCCAAUUCAAAGAUUUUUGCUCGAGGAAAUGUUCGCGAUCGUAUGAGCAAAUUUUCAGCAACAAAAAACAUAUAACCAAAACAUGCGCCGUGUGUAAUAAUUCAAAAGCAGUUCGCGUUGAAGUCGUUGUCGAUUCAAAUAUUCACUAUUUUUGUUCGAAUCCAUGCUUUUCAGCAUUUAGUUUUGUGAAUAAUGUGAAUCCAGAUUGUUGUGCAAUGUGUCGAAAAUAUUUUGAACGGAAAUCAUCAAAUGCUCAUACGAUUUACGGGCAGGGCAACGAUGCAAAAUUAUUUUGUUCAAAAAUUUGCAUGAACAUUUACAUAAUAUCAAAUCGUCAAAUUGCACCGUGCCAAUGGUGUAAAGUGCGAAAAUAUAAUUUUGAUAUGAUACAAAAAGUGUCUGCACAAAAUGGUACAAUGAUGCUAUGUUCAAUCAAUUGUUUAUCGAUGUGCGAGGUCUCAAUGAAUGCCAUUGCAAUGAAACAGCUAAAAUGUGAUCAGUGUAAUUCGGUGACAACGCCACAAUAUCAUUUAACAAUGAGUGAUGCAUCGAUGCGAAAUUUCUGUACUUAUCAAUGUGUCAUGGCGUUUCAGUCUCAAUUCAGUAGAGCUCCACUUACGUUGGAGAGCGAGGUUGGUGAUCAACGAACACAACCCGUACCAACUGGUUUACCAAAACGAAUCAGAUCACAGCAGCAACAAAAACAGAAACAAUCAACCCAAUCACAAGUAAAAGGUAAAAGUAAAUCAUCAACAAAUGCUAGAAAAACCAACAGCUAUCAGUCUGGAAAGCAGCCGGCAGCAAGUAAUACAUUGGUUAUUGCUAGUGUAACUUCGUUGGCACCAACACGUAGUACACGUGGCCGCAGCAGUCAGGCGCAAAACAGUUCAUUGAACGAAUUGAAUCGUUUGCAACCGGUUGUUGAGCUUGAACCACUUCCAGAAACAGUAAUUGAAAAGACAACAAGGUCCGUUGGUAGACCGCGAAUUCAGCCGGUCGAACCACCAGCAUCAGCAGCACCUGCACCACAGGUUCGUGUCGAAAGACAAACACAAAUCGUGACAAUUCCACCGUUGCCGAAAAAAGUGGCAAAUGUUGCAACGUUGUGUGCACCAUCUACGCAUAAUAAAGAAAUACAAGCACGGCCCAUGCAAUUCACUGUCGGUUGUCAAACAGAUGAUUUCUUGGAACAAAAAAUGGUCAUACCCAUUCCAGUGCCGAUAUACCUUCCAUCACCACUGCCGAUGUACGCUCAGCCGUUCCCUGUGCCCGUGCCAAUACCUCUGCCUAUUCCAGUGCCAGUUUUUAUUCCAACAACAAGAAAUUCCGCGAAUGGCAUUAUGAAAGAAAUCAAAAAGAUUCAAGACAAAAUGCCAGCAGAUCCAUUUGAAGCAGAACUAUUGAUGAUGGCAGAAAUGGUGGCCGGUGAUAAAAAGAAAGAAGAUGACACCGAUAGUUCAGAAGAAGAGAAUGAGUAUCCAACUGAAGACAUGCCGGGUAAUAAUUUUGGCGAGGAUAUCAUGCAAAUGGCAUUAAAAAUGGCCACCGAAUACGAUCCAGCCGGUGUUGAUCUUGAAGCAUCGAUGCAGGCAAAUACAAUAACACCACAUUCACAUCCUGGUAUGCAGGGUCACGAUAUGAUGCACAACCAUCAGCACAAUCAAAUGAUGAUGAUGGAAGAGCAACAAAGACCAACACGAAAGCGGGGACCAGCGCCGCGAGCACAACGCCAACCGGCAAGCAAGCGGCCACGAAGAGGUGUCGUUCAAGAGCCACCACCACCGGAACCAACAAGGGAACCAAUUGAAAAAGCCGACGCAAAUAUGUGCUUAAAAUUCACAUUCGGUGUAAAUGCGUGGAAGCAAUGGGUGAUUACGAAAAAUUCUGAAUUGGAAAAGAGUUCAAUGCGAAGGAAACUUUUUAAAACUGAACUACUUCAAUUGACCGCCGACGAAUUGAACUAUUCAUUGUGCUUAUUUGUUAAGGAAGUGCGAAAACCAAAUGGCAGUGAAUAUGCACCAGAUACAAUAUACUAUUUGGUGUUAGGCAUACAAGAGUAUCUCUAUGAGAAUGGUCGCAUUGAUAACAUUUUCACAGAUCCAUAUUAUGAACGAUUCACCGAUUGUUUGGAUGAAGUAGCCAAAAAGUUUUCGGUACUCUAUAAUGAUUCACAAUAUAUUGUUACACGGGUUGAAGAAGAGCAUCUAUGGGAGUGCAAGCAAUUGGGUGCACAUUCACCGCACGUCCUAUUAAGCACACUGAUGUUUUUCAAUACAAAACAUUUUAAUCUAACGACCGUCGAAGAACACAUGCAAUUAUCAUUUUCGCACAUCAUGAAGCAUUGGAAACGUAAUCCAAAUCAAGGUUCAGCCAAAAUGGCCGGCUCAAGGAAUGUUUUACUUCGAUUCUAUCCACCACAAUCUUCACUAAUAGACAAUUCACGAAAGAAGAAAGUCUAUGAACAGCAAGAAAAUGAAGAGAAUCCUUUAAGAUGUCCUGUUAAAUUAUACGAAUUCUACUUGUCCAAAUGUCCGGAAAGUGUAAAAACGCGUAACGAUGUAUUUUAUUUGUUGCCGGAGAGAUCAUGCGUACCAGACUCACCCGUUUGGUAUUCAACACAAGCUUUGGGCAAAGAUGCUCUUGCCAAAAUGUUACAUCGCGUGAAAAUGGUUAAAGAAAUAAAUAUUGCAUUGCUAACAAGUUAAACGAAAUCGAAAACAAUCAACACGUAGUAAUCAGACGGAUAGUAUGUAGAGUCAUACUUUCGUUCAUUUUUCGUCAAUCAUUCAAACACACACACACAUACCACCAUCACUUUGAACAAUAAGAUUUUGAACAUAAAAUAAGUUGUAUCCACAAUGAGAAGAACAGUCAAAAUUGACGCAAAAAGUAAGCAACACACGAAUAAAUAAGACGUUUACAAAAUACCAUUCGCCACUUAUUGGAUCAUUGGAUCGCCAUUUAACCAAUUACAUUUACAUUUUAUGCAUUAAAAUCAUCAUUUUAUUACUGCUAUUCAUAAUCAACAAAACUACGAGCAAACAAAAGAUCUUUUUUUAUUUUGAUUAAUGGCAAAUCAAAAAGAAAUAUUUUCGUUUAAAAAUUCAGUAUAGAUAACACAUAAUUUGAUUGUAUUUUUUUCAUUGUGUAACCUAUUUACAAUUUACCUUAUUGACAAAUUAUUCGGAACUAUCAAACAUUUUAUUUUUCAAAAGUGGUAUUUUGAACAAUUCUAAUUUGGGAUUUUAUUCUGAUCUAUCCAUCAUCCGUUAAAAAUAUUUGCAUAUUGGAACAAAAAUGCCACUUGAUGAAAAUAUAUGGAUUUCUUUGAGAAAAAAAAAAUUUGAAAUAUUUUUGAAGUAUUCCGAACAUUGUGUCAGUAAGGUUUCUCUGAGAUUUUAUUCCCAUUUAUUUGUGAAAUAAAACUUUAAGUAAGAUUAUUUUAAAUAGAAUUGAAAAUAUGUAUAAAAGAAGUCAUUGAAACUCAAAUAAAUGUAAAUCAUAAUUUGGAUUAAAGCAAAUCAA
Messenger RNA from Contarinia nasturtii (swede midge), 6132 nucleotides. RefSeq names its product zinc finger MYM-type protein 4 (gene woc). NCBI's taxonomy places the organism in Eukaryota, Metazoa, Arthropoda, Insecta, Diptera, Cecidomyiidae. The transcript has 12 exons. Bases 276 to 5312 code for a protein of 1678 amino acids. The record is from RefSeq and is a predicted model, not a curated record.